AUGGAGAACAAUCCAAAGAUACGAUCAUCAGAUUAUCUUCCUGAAGAUCUGAUCGCACAGAUUCUGGUGAACUUGCCGUCGAAAUCCGUAGUCAAGCUCAUCGUCGUCUCGAAACUCUGGUCUUCUAUAAUCCGCAGCAAAUCUUUCAUCGAUCUGUACUUGGAACGAUCCCUGACUCGUCCGUGUUUACUCUUCUCAUUCCAUCGUAUCAACCGCCGGUUCUUCCACUCAAUCUCUCAGGAAGCAAUCUCUGAGGAGGCAACACCGGAGUGUUCUUACACCAAUACAUCAAGCUUUCCUCUGAGUCUUGAUACGCGUCUCCCUCCACUAAGCUACAACGUUUGUACACCGGUACGCGGCUUGAUAUGCUGUCAAGAUUUGGAUGAUGUGGUGGUUUCGAAUCCUAGCACGGGCCAAUUCUUGGUUUUACCAAAACUCAACACUAAGAGAAAACAAAUAUCAAGAUUCUUCGGAUAUGAUCCCAUUGAAGAUGAAUACAAAGUCUUGUGCAUGACGGUAUUGCAAGUUUCUUAUGAUUACGGUCCCGUCGUGAGCGAAGAGCAUCAAGUUUUCACUCUAGGAGGAACAGAGAAGAAGAAAGAAGCAACGUGGAGAAUGAUCACAUGUAAGGCUCCACAUUGUCCUGCAACCGAAGGGAUAUGCAUUGACGGUGUUGUUUAUUACGGAGCUUGGCCCAACAGUAAAAACAGAGGAUCUCUAAUUGUGGGCUUUGAUGUGAGGUUGGAAGAGUUUACUCUUGUUAAAUUACCCGAUGGUGUCGAAAUUUAUUAUAGUCUUGAUUCUGAAUUGGUGAACUACCAGAGGAAGCUAGCUGUAGCGAAUCUCUCAUAUAGGGGUAAAUUUGAAUUGUGGGUUUUGGACAAACAAGAAUGGUCAAAGAUCUCAGUUAUGGUUCCUUCUUGGAAAUAUUUGUUUGGACGAGACUUGUUCCGUUGCAGAGGUGCCAUUAGUUCCGGCGAAUUCAUAUUCACACCAUUGCUUUCGGCUUGGGCGUCCGUUAUUAUCAGUUACGAUCGCAAGGAAGAGAUCGCCAGAAGAGUUGAGAUUGAAGGAGUUGAAGAUCGUGCGCAUUAUAUGAAAGUCUUCUUGGAUCAUGUAGAGUGUCCUAUACUUCUCUAA
Messenger RNA from Arabidopsis lyrata subsp. lyrata, 1140 nucleotides. RefSeq names its product F-box/kelch-repeat protein At3g04660. Bases 1 to 1140 code for a protein of 379 amino acids. Lineage: Eukaryota; Viridiplantae; Streptophyta; Magnoliopsida; Brassicales; Brassicaceae. The transcript has a single exon. The record is from RefSeq and is a predicted model, not a curated record. Gene Ontology annotation, molecular function: protein binding.